AGCUAUUUGAAGAAGUGUGAACUCCUGAGCCAUUAUUUUACACUUUCCAUGGUGCUCUCCUUUCACACAGAAAUUACUUUCUUUCCCAUAUUCAUUUUCUUUUUCUUCCCUCAGGUUACAUUUCUUCAGUCAGGUUCAGAUACUCGUUGUGUCCUUGUGGGCUCUAUUUACCUAGUACCCAUGCCACAUUUUGUGAGGCUCUGUUUUCCAUCCCUCCAUGAAUUCUUGCUUGCCAGCUGUAGGCCAUGUUUCCCACUCUGAGCCCUCUAGUUAUUACAAUUUGUGCCACUUGUAAGUUGUUUCGGGUGUCUAAAUUGGUUGAUAAUUUGUAUGUGCCAAUAGUUCUUAUUUCUCCACAUAAUAUAAUCUUUCAAUCAGAGUCCAUACGUUUCACACUGUCAUGCUCACCACUCAGCAUUUAACACCGAGUAUGCCGUAAGUACAUAUUUCUUGAUAACAAUGUGUGUGAAUAGGGAUUAAUUUUUGGACCUUUUGUUCUGAUAUUUAUUUUGCCAUGCUAUUAAUCAGGCAGUUUAUACCAUUUGAAAGUAUUGACAUCUAAUUUCUAAGCUUACAUAUCGAAGUCCCUUCUGUCUGCCAUAGAAAAUGAUGUACUGGCUCGUUUUUAUGAUUGUGAAACCAUCUGGAAGUUUAUGCAAGUUCUAUGUCACUAUGAACAAGACCGUAGUGCACUUAAGAAAAGGGAAUGGGAACGGAGGAAUCAAGAAGUUCAGCAAGAAGAUGGUCUCUUCUCUUCAAGCUUUGAUCUUUUUGGGGAGCCCUACAAGGUAGCUGAAUAUACAAACAAAGGUGAUGCCCUUGCCAACCGAGUCCAGAACACGCUUGGAAACUAUGAUGAAAUGAAGGAUUUGCUAACUAGCCAUUCUAAUCAGAAUCAUCUAGUGGGAAUCCCAAAGAAUUCUGUGCCCCAGACACCCAUCAACAAAAAUGAAUCGAGCUUUUUUCCAGAACAAAAGAACCGAAUGAUCCCCCCACACCAGGAUAAUACCCCUUCCUCGGCACCAAUGCCUCCACCUUCUGUUGUGAUACUGAAUUCCACUCUAAUACAUAACAACAGAAAACCGAAACCUGAGUGGUCACGAGAUAGUCAAAAUCCUAGCACUGGACCAGCAAGUCAAGCCAGCAGCCAGCCAAACAAGAUGCAGACUUCCACACAGGACCAGCCUCAAGCCAGAUUGGAAGACUUCUUUGUGUAUCCAGCUGAACAGCCCCAAACAGGUGCAGUUGAAGAGUCAAACCCAUCUGCAAAGGAAGACAGAAACCCCAAUUCUGGUGGAGAAGAUGCUUUCAAAGAAAUUUUUCAGUCCAACUCACCUGAAGAAUCUGAAUUUACAGUGCAAACACCUGGCUCUCCCCUAGUUGCUUCAUCUUUACUCGCUCCCAGCAGUGGCCUUUCCAUUCAGAACUUCCCCGCAGGGCUUUACUGCAAAUCGAGCAUGGGCCAACAGAAGCCAACUGCAUAUGUAAGACCCAUGGAUGGCCAGGACCAGACACCAGACAUCUCUCCCACACUGAAACCUUCCAUUGAAUUCGAGAACAGCUUUGGGAAUCUGUCAUUUGGGUCCCUCUUGGAUGGAAAACCCAAUACAGCCAGUUCAAAGACUAAACUGCCCAAGUUCACCAUCCUUCAAACAAAUGAAGUAAGCCUUCCCAGUGAUCCAAGCUGUGUUGAGGAAAUCUUGCGUGAGAUGACCCAUUCCUGGCCUGCUCCUCUCACUGCCAUGCAUACUCCUGGACACUCUGACCAGAAUUCAUUUUCCAUCCCAGGACAGGAAUCUCAGCAUUUGACCCCAGGAUUCACCUUACAAAAGUGGAGUGACCCAACUAGCAGAGCUUCGACGAAGUCAGUAUCAUUUGAGUUGAUGCUUGAGGAUGACCUGAAGCUGAGCAGUGAUGAAGAUGACCUUGAGCCUGUGAAGACCUUGACCACUCAGUGCACAGCCACUGAGCUGUACCAGGCUGUUGAAAAGGCAAAACCUAAGAAUAAUCCCAUAAAUCCACCCUUGACCACCCUCCAGCCCCCGCCUACAGUGCCAGUCAAUGGGGGAUCCGGCAGCUCUAGUGAGUCAGAAAGCAGCUCUGAAUCGGACUCCGACACUGAAAGCAGCACCACUGACAGUGAAUCCAAUGAGGCACCUCGCGUGUCCACUCCAGAGCCUGAGCCACCCUCAACCAACAAGUGGCAACUGGAUAAGUGGCUUAACAAAGUAACAUCCCAGAACAAGUCAUUUAUUUGUGGCCAACAUGAAACACCCAUGGAGACUAUUUCUCUGCCUCCUCCAAUCAUACAACCAAUGGAAGUCCAGAUCAAAGUGAAAUCAAACCCCAGCCAGGUCCCGCCUGAACCCAAAGAACGGCCUCUCCUGAGUCUCAUUAGGGAGAAAGCCCGUCCACGGCCCACCCAGAAAACUCCAGAAACAAAGGCUAUGAAGCAUAAGUUAUCCACCACUAUUGACACAGCUUCUCAAAGGACAAUUGGGAAGAAACAGCCCAAAAAGGUUGAGAAAAACACCAGCAUUGAGGAGUUUACCUGGCCUAAACCAAAUAUUACCAGCAGUACUCCCAAAGAAAGAGAAAGUGUGGAAAUUCCUGACCCACCAAGAAGCAGGAACAAAGCCACUGCACACAAACCAGUCCCUAGGAAAGAACCAAGGGCUCACAUCCCCUUAGCUACUGAGAAGAAAAAGUAUAGAGGCCCAAGCAAGAUCGUGCCAAAGUCUCGGGAAUUCAUUGAAUCAGAUUCGUCUACAUCUGACUCCAAUACAGACCAAGAAGAGACCCUGCAGAUCAAAGUCCUGCCUCCUUGUAUCAUUCCUAGAGGUAAUAAUACCAAAUCCAAGGAUGCCUCUGCUGCCAACCUAACUCUCAGCAGCUUGAUCAGCAACAGCAGCAACAACCCAUCCAACAAUAAAGAAGAGCCAGCUUUGUCGCCCAUUCCGUCCAUGCAAACUGAGCUUCUGUCCCCUCUACGAGAUCAUGAGAACCUGAAAAACCUCUGGGUGAAAAUUGACCUUGACUUACUUUCGAGAGUACCUGGCCACAACUCACUCUCAGCGGCACCCACCAAGCCCGACCACAAGGAGACUGCCUCAAAACCCAAGCGUCAAACAAGUGCCACAGCUGUGGAAAAACCAGCCAUUAAAGGCAAGCGGAAGCACAAGCCAGCAGAAGUUGCAGAGAAAAUCCCUGAGAAGAAGCAACGCCUGGAGGAUGCCAGUUCUAUCUGCCUGCUUCCCCCCUGCAUCUCACCAGCCCCACCCCACAAGCCUCCCCAGACUAGAGAAAAUAAUUCAUCUAGAAGAGCAAAUAGAAGAAAAGAAGAAAAGCUUUUUCCUCCUCCCCUUUCUCCACUGCCAGAGGACCCUCCACGUCGCAGAAAUGUCAGUGGCAAUAAUGGUCCUUUCAGUCUAGACAAAAACAUCUCCAUGACUGGACAAAUCACCUCUACAAAACCUAAGAGAAAUGAAGGCAAAUUCUGUGCUACUUUCAAGGGAAUAUCUGUAAGUGAGAUAGACACUCCAAAAAAGAAUGCAUCUGCCACAGUUACUCUCACCAGCACUGCUAUUGCCACUGUCACUGCUACUGCCAUUGUCACUGCCACUGUCACUGCUACUGCUACUGCCACUGCCACGUCCACCACCACAACUACCACCACCACUAUUUCCACCAUCACCUCUACAAUCACUACUGGCCUUAUGGAUAGCAGUCACCUGGAGAUGACGUCCUGGGCAGCCCUGCCCCUCCUAUCCAGCAGCAGUACUAAUGUCCGGAGACCCAAGCUCACUUUUGAUGACUCGGUUCACAAUGCUGACUAUUACAUGCAAGAAGCUAAGAAGCUGAAGCACAAAGCUGAUGCACUGUUUGAGAAAUUUGGCAAAGCUGUGAAUUACGCUGAUGCCGCUCUGUCCUUCACUGAAUGUGGCAAUGCCAUGGAACGUGACCCUCUGGAGGCCAAGUCCCCCUAUACUAUGUAUUCCGAGACUGUGGAGCUCCUCAGGUAUGCAAUGAGGCUGAAGAACUUUGCAAGCCCCUUGGCUUCAGAUGGAGACAAAAAGCUAGCAGUAUUAUGCUACCGAUGUUUAUCACUUCUCUACUUAAGAAUGUUUAAACUGAAGAAAGACCAUGCUAUGAAGUACUCCAGAUCACUGAUGGAGUAUUUUAAGCAAAACGCUUCAAAAGUUGCUCAGAUACCGUCUCCAUGGGUAGGCAAUGGAAAGAACACUCCAUCCCCAGUGUCUCUCAACAAUGUCUCUCCCAUCAAUGCGAUGGGAAACUGCAACAAUGGCCCUGUCACCAUCCCCCAGCGCAUUCACCACAUGGCUGCUAGCCAUGUUAACAUCACAAGCAAUGUGUUGCGGGGCUAUGAACACUGGGACAUGGCUGACAAACUGACAAGAGAGAACAAAGAAUUCUUUGGUGAUCUGGACACGUUGAUGGGGCCUCUGACCCAGCACAGCAGCAUGACUAAUCUUGUCCGCUACGUUCGCCAGGGACUGUGUUGGCUGCGCAUUGAUGCCCAUUUGUUGUAGUGGGUGCUCUCCUAUAUCUAGCAUCACUGCCCAUCACUCUACCUCUACCAGCGUACUGAUGGUCACUGGUGGAACCUCAAGCAUCUGGAAUAGUUCUCUUUGGUUGCAUUUGUUUUUAUGUUUCUUUUGAUACCUGUGAAAAACUGACGUCAUUGUAAGUGGACACUACAACUUGAAAGCAUUGUUAUGUUUUAUUACUUUUCAGUUGUUGAUAUGCAUUUCUCAGAUCCUGACAUCUUUAUGGAAAUGAUGGUCACUACAAUAUUCUUUUAAGUCCACACUACCCAACACAAAGAAUGGGAAGUACAUGUGACAAUAGCAGGUUCCUGAGCAAUGAAACAAGUGGUCUGAUAUGCCAAUGAGAACUUGUACAAGAGGGGCCUGCAAAGAUUUUCAGCAAUAGCAAGGCCCCCAAACUACAGAAUUAUAUCCAAAUAAGAAUGUAUUUCAGAAUCUACAAGUCAACUUUGGUGGUUCCACAUAUUACAUGUUCAGGUGAGAAGUUUUGUUGUUAACCCUACCCCCAGUUAGAUGUUAUAGCAACAUCAUAAAAUCAAAAGUAUCAAGGGAAAAAAAAGAACACAGUGAGGAUACUCCUGUGGCUUUUGUUAGAAUCUUAUUUCUAAUUCCUUAUUUUUGAAGAAGAGAUUUUACUGAUGAAAAGGAAGAGCAACAUUUAUUUUGACUACUUUAGGCAUCAGCUGGCACAAAUAUUUUUGAACUCCACAUACUCCAAAUAUUUUUGAAGCUUAUAUCCUCACCUGGAAUCACUUUGUGCCAAGCUCUCCUUUUCAGGAGCAGUUUGGUGGAUGCAUGCCUUAGUAGCCAAAAUGCUACAUUUAUCUUAUGUUGGGAGAUGAGACAGGUCUGGAAAAUGUCUGACAUGGAAUUCACACCUCCGCCUCCUUUGCAGCCAGUAGGCAGGAUUUUAAACUGUACUUUGCUCAUAUGUCUACAAGCAAAAAUCAAUUAAUAUUACUACCUAGAAGUAAUAAUAUAUAAUUUGAUUCUUAGAAGUUUCAGAACUGAACCUAACUUCCCCAAUAAUCAUCCACAUUUUCUAUUUUUCUACACUUUUCUUUCACCUUUUUUCUUUUCCUUUUUUUUAGCUCAUUAGCUUUUGAAUGAAAUAUAAGCACUGAUUUUUUAGUGUGAAUAAUUUCCAUGAAAAGUCCAAAGAAAAUUCCAAACUCUAAGCGGUUGUUAACUAUAAAAAACUGACGCGGUAGUGCUUCACCCUGGAGCACUUUGCUUUGAAAGAGCCCUGAAUAUUGAGACCAAUUCACCUAAUUUGGGCCAUUUCUUUAUAAAAUUAUGAACAUUUCCUCUCCUAUUGAUCCUCUCCACUCAUUUAUGCCCCUAAAUAUCACCAUGUAAAUAUCAUCUUUGGUGUUCCAGCCCAUCAGAAGAAUCCCACACUGUAGUAAACAAUAGUCAUGCAUUAGUUACUUAUAAUUACCUGUUGGCAUAUAAUUCCAUGUAGCCUUUAAUCUGCUGAAUUCUGUUCACUGAGUUAUGACCAGAUGAAUAAUAGAUAUGCACAUGAAAGAUGCAAACUUUUAUGAUUUCUAAAGCAAGUCAUGCAGAUCUGGAUGGGAGCAGCAGGCGAUUACUCUGUACAAUCAUUGUCAAGGUUAGAUAUAUUCUCAGUGCAAAAGAACCAGAUAUGAGCUCUGUUCUGGUCAUCUUUGAGUCUAAAGCCCUUUGUUGUAUAAGGUUGUGAAAGUUAUACUUCAGUGGCUAAUGCCGUGUUGCUAACAUGGCUGAUGGGAACAUCCCACCAGCUUAACCCUGCACUUUUCAUGCUCCCAAUGUGGUUGAGCUUUAUGUUUAGAGUCUCAACAACAAUACUUACACUGGCACAUACAUGCACACAAACACAUGUACUCACAUAAAGUGAAACCUGAAGCUUUGCUCAGCCUCCUAAAUGAGGAAAAUGGAAAUGUGAGAGAUUCUGAUACCCAAAGUGGGUUUCACAUAUGAAAAUUAAACUGAUGACUUUGCAGUGACUCAAGUUCUCUAUUAUCCGUGGCUUACCAGGUAGACUACCUGGCUAUUACUUUAUAAUGGAGACUACUUGCUUGACUUGUAAGUCCAACCUCAACCAUGAUCUUAGACCAUCAUUGGCUUAGGAAUAGAUUCUCUUUGAAAUUCAAUCUCCAGUAACUAGAAAUGAAAAGACUAGGGGCAGUUUCCCAAAGAAACAAAAUCAUUGCCCCAUAGAUAAAAGAUUGAUUGCUCUAAUUUCAGCAGUGUGUUCUAUCUACAUACAUACAGCAGGGAGGCAAAAGGAUUUGCUGUCAUCUGUGAUGGCUGAGCAUAAAGUGUGUGCAAAAUCAGCAGCAUGAUUAUCAAAUCUGACAGUUGACCUCUGGAAUAUCACCCGAUUACUUAGUAAACCCAUUUUGAUGUAGCUCAGAAACCAAUUAAACAUGGAGGAACAAUUGCCUUUCCUAUUCCUAGAAAUAAGGUGCCAUUUGUUUCAUGACUAUGGAUUGUUGCUGGUUUUUAGGCACUCUGUUAAUUACAUUGUACAGGCUGACGUGCAUCCAAAGUGUGCAGCUACUUGAGAUUGAGGGAUUGAGAUGUUUUGUUAUGUGAAUCUCUUCAGUGUACCAGUUUGUGGGAAAGAAAAGAGAUAUGUGGAUGGCAGUGAAAGAUUGUGCCUCUAGACCUUGGUGGUAGCUUGGAAAGACAUAUCUUAAAAACAUGUGAAGGUAAGGUAAUGGGCAGAGUAACAGGCAUUUCCAUUUGAGCAAAUAUAAGGAAUACUCUUCGCCCUGCACAGUGACCCAGGUAGGGCCACCACUAUGCCUUCAUUUGUCACUCAAGCUCCAACCACAAAGAGUAUGACAAGUUUGUGUUAUAAUGUUGGCUUGGCUUUGUGUUUUUAAUUAGUUUUGGAUUUUUUAGUGGUUUUGUCAUAUUACUAUCUGAGUUUGGUAGGUAGGGUUAAUUUGAAAAGAGUUUACUAGUGUGGUCCUUGGGGUAGAAUUUAGCUGUAAGCAUGUUGUUAGCCAGCCCAUAGACUGUUAAUUACUUAAUAAUCUCAUUGGGAAAGUACUAGUAGAUUUAUCUUCAGAUGACAAAAUUGGAAACGCAGAUUAGAUAUUGCUCCUUUUAAAAGACUUCAAGUUGGGAUGACUUGUAUCCAUAUCUUCAGGACAAGUUGUGAAAUUAGAAACCAUUGGCUAAAAUGUAUUUUGUUGACUUUCCACAUGGAUGGACUUUCAUUUGGACUUUGUAUCACAAAAUAUACUGGAUUUGGUCUGCAUUGGAAAGAUACUUGUUCUAGCAUAUCUUUCCUGAAUGAGAACUUGUUUCACAAAUUUGCAUCCCAGCAACUCAAGUUGGAGUUGGAAGUUGCAAAGUAUUUUUGAAGGCAUACUUGAUUGAGUUGUGAGAGGGAAGCCCCGAUCUUACUUCUCAACAGACAUGAGAAAAUUCACCUGCAUGAGUUAGCAGGUGGGAGAACCAAACUGGAUCACUGGGUAUGAUUACUCAGUAAAGAAUGAACUGUUUGCUUAGAGCAGCACUAGCCCCAUUGAGAAAAAUGUGUGGCAAAGUGAGAUAGCUACACAAUGUCAAACAAAUGGGUCAAUUCAGUGCCCUCAAAUUCUAUUCUGUUGGGGGGAAAAUACUGAGCCAGUUGUUGGUGUUGUGUUACAACUGGCAGACUAAAUUCUUUGUUGUCGUCGUUCUUGUUGUAGCUGUUGUUGUUUCUCAUUUCCACUCGCACAGCCAGCCUUAUUCUCAUAAUUAAACUCAGAUUCAUUUUCUCUUUGGUGUUAGCAAACUCCAACAACAGAAAUGGCAUCUGUGUAUUGGUAAUCAACAUUUACUCUGGCAGGAGACUAAGCAGACAAGCUGGUCUCAGAUAUUAGUCCUACCAUCUGAUAUUUCCAACGAAGGAAAAAGUAUUAGCUCCCUUUCCAUUCUCCUCCUCACAAAUUCAGAAUCCUCUUUACCAAGACCAUCACAUUUUCUCUGUAAUCUUUCGACAAAAAAGAAUACUGCAUUGUGGGGAGGACACAGGGGGGUGGGGGUGGGGUGGGGGGGUGGGGAAGCCCCUGGAGGCCAGACUGCAGUUCAUGCCCCUUCCUGCUUCUGAAAUGAAAUGUUAAAGAAUCAUUCAUAGUGCUCACAUUGGGUUAGGGGACCCUGAACUGCUUUUCAGAUCCAUGGUCAAUCAUUCUGAAAUUGGAGCUUUGCUGUUUCAUUAACUGUGCAGUGUAGACUAAUGGUGUUUAAUAAAAAUCAUUCAAAAUUUCAAACUCCUUUGCCAGUGACCUCAAUUUUGUUGGCUCUUUGAUUGUAUCAAAAUUUGAGGAGGGAAUGUGGAAGCAAAGGAAGCUGCUUAGGAAGUCCAUGGCAAGAUGCUGCAACAACCCCAGGCCUGCCUUCCUGCCAGCGAGCACUUGCUAGCAUGCAGCAGCAAGCAGUGCACGCUGA
Molecule: messenger RNA, 9002 nt
Organism: Perognathus longimembris pacificus (Pacific pocket mouse)
Lineage: Eukaryota; Metazoa; Chordata; Mammalia; Rodentia; Heteromyidae
Gene: Aff2
Product: AF4/FMR2 family member 2
Exons: 21
Coding region: 654-4550 (1298 amino acids)
Biological process (GO): regulation of RNA splicing
Cellular component (GO): nucleus; nuclear speck
Molecular function (GO): G-quadruplex RNA binding
Source: RefSeq, a predicted model, not a curated record